AUGGAGUACAAGAGGCUCUUAGAGGAACCACAUUCAUUACCUAGUAUUGAGCCUAUCAAGGAGGUGUUGACACACGAAGAAUCUAAGGAGAGUACUAUGUUUCCUGAGGUAGAGUUAAAAGUUUAUGAAAACUCAAGGUUGUACAAAAAACGAAGGAAAAGGUGGCCUGACAAGCAUAUCAUGCGGCGAGGAUUUCAUGAAGGAGAGUUAGUUUCACUAUUCAACUCUCGAUUGAAGUUAUUUCCUGGUAAGCUUCACUUAAGGAGGUCUGGUCCAUUCAAAAUCCUUAAGGUCUUUCUGUAUGACUCGGUUGAGACUUGGAGUGAAGCAACCUGCUCUUUUAAGAUAAAUGGACAACGUCUUAAGCACUACCGAGAAGAUGAACCUAUUGAAGGGAAGGCGGUUUACACCCUUUCCGACCCUUAUUCAGAGUGA
This is a messenger RNA of Beta vulgaris subsp. vulgaris (sugar beet), 435 nucleotides long. RefSeq lists its product as uncharacterized. The transcript has a single exon. NCBI's taxonomy places the organism in Eukaryota, Viridiplantae, Streptophyta, Magnoliopsida, Caryophyllales, Amaranthaceae. The record is from RefSeq and is a predicted model, not a curated record. The coding region runs from base 1 to 435 and encodes 144 amino acids.